Messenger RNA from Macrobrachium nipponense, 3753 nucleotides. RefSeq lists its product as uncharacterized. The transcript is spliced from 8 exons. The record is from RefSeq and is a predicted model, not a curated record. Gene Ontology annotation, molecular function: serine-type endopeptidase activity. Gene Ontology annotation, biological process: proteolysis. Bases 343 to 2313 code for a protein of 656 amino acids. Lineage: Eukaryota; Metazoa; Arthropoda; Malacostraca; Decapoda; Palaemonidae.
CUCCUGGGUAUUCUUCCGUUCAUAGCAAGGACCAGGGAGCGGUCGUUCCUAUUCCAUAAGCAACCAUAAGUAGCUGGUCAGUGUACCUCUGUAGUUCUUCAGGAGAGGAUCUGUGGUUGCCCGAAGGGUGGUGCAGUCGCUGCCUGACGAAGAAGACUUCUGUAACACUCGAAAAAAAACUGACAGAUAGAUUAUUACAGCCUUUGAUUAAAAUAACAAAAUAAUAGACAAUAUCAAGGUCACAAAUUAGCUACCUUCGGAAAAAUUUGAUUGACUCGGAAACGUACAAAUCCGGUGAGAAUCGAGGAACUAAUUAUCAAGACCUGGAAAGGACAAGGAACUAUGUAUCUCUUCGUCCUUCUGCUGUUGACGUCAUGUGGGGUCGCCUCCGUCGUCACGCAGUCCAUAGGAUGCAGAGACCAACUCAACAGUUGUGCUGUUUGGGCAGAGAAGGGCCAAUGUCAAUUUAACCCUGACUAUAUGCUGCCGACUUGUCCAAAAUCUUGCAAGAAUUGUCCCGGACCAGGGGAGAUUUGCGCUGAUUUGAAUGCGCAGUGCGUUGGCUGGUCGAGAAGGGGAGAAUGCAACAAGAACCCAUCCUACAUGCAAGCAACGUGUCCGAAGUCCUGCAUGAGCUGUCCUAAAGGUCCUGUAUCCUCCUCUGUGGGCGGGGCUUCACUGCGAAAGAAAAAUCCACUUCAAUGUGGGUCCUUCAAUCACACCGUGGGAUCAGUCACGAGGGGAGCUGCCUCGUUACCUGUAGGAUCUGUGGCGGCAAUGACUACCGGACGCCGCUUCAAAAGGGCUGACCCGACCGUUGCAGGAGGGGCGCCAGGCCUAAGGAAUUUCUUCAACGCUGGGGGAGCGGCGAGCAUCAGCGGUGGUUCAUCUGCUGAUGGAGGGUCGUUAUUUGGAGGACUGUUUUCCACAGGGUCCUCUCGGGGAGGCCUCUUUGGAGGUUCAGGUGAAGGAGGCCUCUUUGGAGGUUCGAGUGGAGGAGGCCUCUUUGGAGGUUCGAGUGGAGGAGGCCUCUUUGGAGGUUCGAGUGGAGGAGGCCUCUUUGGAGGUUCGAGUGGAGGAGGGUCUUCUGGAAUUUUUGAAGGGGGUGCCUUUUUCGGUCGGUCUCGGGAAACACCCUCCUUUGGUGGCUUUGGAGGCAGACCAUCUUUUCCCAGUUUUGGUGGCAGGCCAUCAUUUGGAGGUGGCUCCACUUUUGGUACUUUUGGUUCUCCGGCACCUCCGCCACCCUUCCAGAUUCCAAGACGGGACUUUCAGCAACUUUUCAUCCAGCCUCCUUACCAACCGCCCUACCAACCAACUUUCCAGCCUGCUAGACCAAAUUUCAGGCCAGUAGCUCCAACAAGCAGACCUGCCAUUGUGUAUCAGGAACCAGCCGCUGUUGCAUUAAGACCAGCCACUCCUACCUUCAGACCAGCUGCUCCUGCAUUCAGACCAGUUGUUCCAACAAGCAAACCUGUCAUUUUGUCUCAGAGACCAGUUGCUCUAACCUCCAGACCAGCCCCAAUUGUACAGCCUUCAAGUCCCAACCAGCCAGCUACUCCUGUCUCCCUUCUGCCCCCAGAUGUCAUCCGUGGCAACACCGCUCCCUCAUUAAUAACAAAUGAGGUCUCUUUAGACGACUUCUUUUGUGGAGCUUCACUUAUAUCUGACCAGCACUUGCUGACUGCUGCUCAUUGUGUCACUAAUGAGCAUAAAAGGCCACAAGAAGUCACUUUCAGAGAGGUAUCCCUCAGCCCUGGCGGUGAUCGUGUUCUGUCAGUCAGCUAUGAGGUCGAGAACGUGAUCUUGCAUCCUGAGUACAACAAAGACUCCAUUCGAUACCAUGACCUGGCUAUUUUGAAAACUAAAACUAAGGUGCAAUUUAGUCCCGUCAUCUGGCCUUAUUGCCUUCCCCCUCCGGGUACAAGGGUAGACUUCAUGACACUAACUGUCUCUGGCUGGGGAAAAGUUAAUUCAUCCUACACUGCUGAAAACCUUCAACAAGCACAAGUACCUGCUAUUCCAAAUGCCAUAUGUGCACAAGAUUACAAAAAAGCAGAUUUGGGAGAACAUCUCGAGCUUCGGUAUCCCCAAGGACUCACUGACAACCUAAUCUGUGCGGGACAACUUGGGAAGGAUGCUUGUGAGGGAGACUCCGGAGGGCCCCUGACGUAUCAUGAUGAGGAAGACAGGGAGAUCCUCAUCGGGGUAGUAUCUACGGGCCUGCCCUGUGGAAACAAUCCUCUGCUUCCCGGAAUAUACGUCAAUGUUGCCAGAUACGUCGACUGGAUUAACAGCGUCAUCUACGAAUGACUUUGAAAUUGAGUGUUGCAUGGGCUAUUAGUAAACACAUAGGGAUUUAAAUUAGGCAAAUGAACUGGGAUGGACACGAAGCUGGAUUUGCAUGGCCUCUGAAACCUUAUGAUUUAUUAUUCACUGUUGCAUCAACUUAAGAUGGGCAUUUAUCUACUCACAAGUAGUGGUAUAGGUCUAAUUCAGUUUCCUUUUCCUAUUUGGUUUCCUAUUUUCAUGUUUCAGUCUUUCUUCCACUGCACACUGGUCUAGGGUGGACGCCACUCUACCGUAAGUUACUUAACCUAUAAAACCCUUGAGCUGAUAUGUACGAUAUCUAAUAAUAAUAAUAAUAAUAAUAAUAAUAAUAAUAAUAAUAAUAAUAAUAAAAUAAUAAUAAUAAUAUAAUAAUAAUAUUUUGGAAGAAGACCCUCUUUUAAACAAAUUCUAUUGAAUAAAUUGGCAGAGUUCAGCAAAUUAAUCUUAUAUAUUAUCUUAUCUAUUUUUCUUAUGACUUGUUACUCUGGCUCAGCGAUACUUCUUAAUAAUUGGCCAAUAUUCAUAUUGGGAGAAAUCUAAAUAAUGCUGAAUGUGAUAUUUUAUUUAGAACAGGAUUUUGCUUUUCAAUACUGGUAUCAUCAGUAUAUUGGUAUACAGGAAUGGCGGAUCUCAGGUCCAGGUCAAGCAAGGGUUGCCAGGUCUUCUCUGGUGUUCAGCUGGUAUUAUUGCUGGUGUAGCUGGUUUCUCGUGACUUUUCGACCUUCUCUUAAGUCAUCUUCUUGGCUGGUCAGCAGUAGAAGUGAAGAGAUAGAUAGUGUUUAAGGAUCUUAAAUCCUAAACACCAUCUCUUCACUUCUACUGAUGACCAACCAAGAAAAUGACCUACGAGAAGGUCGAAACGUUGUAAUAACCCAGCUACACCAGCAAUAUUACCAGCUGAACACCAGAGAUGACCCUAGCAAUGGUGUCUGCGUGCUGGUAUUUAUAGCAGCUCGAAUCCUAGAGCUGAUUUCUGACUGGUCGAGCCGGUUUUGGGUGAAAUCGCGCAUCUCGCUUUGAUGGUCGCAGAGAUUCAAUUGUAUGAGCAUUCGUACUGCUGAAUCCCUGCGACCAUCAAUGCGAGAUCCCCGACUUCGCCCAAAACCGGCUUGACCAAUCAGGAAUCAGCUCUAGGAUUCGAGCCGCUAUAAAUACCGGCAUAUAGUUAACAUCUCUUUACUUCUACUGCUGACUCUGAGUAGCCAAAAAGAUGACCUACUAGAAGGUCGAAGCGUCGUGAUAAGCCAGCUACACCAGCAAUAAUAUCAGCUGACACCAGAGACUACCCCGGCCUGACAUUGGCCUCGCUUAUGGAAAAAUACCAACACCGACGAUAACCUCUGCUUGACCUGGAUCUGAGAUCAGCCAUUGCUGUAUACCAAUAUACUGAUAAUACCAGUAUUGACAGCAAAAUCCUGUUCU